UUCCUGCUAAGCUAUGUAUUGUGAAUGCACAGCUGUGAGGUGUUAUGCUAAUGCCUCUCUCUCUGCCCGUAUGAUAAUGAGGCUAUUCAGGGCUUUGGUAUGGGGCAUGCUUGCCAGGUCCGCUGCUCUGACACAUAACAAGAAAAGGGGGUUGGGCUUAGCUACGUAGACAGACGCAUGCAUGGUCAGAGGUCUGUUAUUAUACACCACUUGGCAUGCUAGUGUGUGUUGAGUUGGGCUCUCUUUCUCAUGAUGAUGCCUGCAUGUGAAGUUAUGCGGUAAAACUUUCAAACUUUGAGAGAGAGAGAGAGAGGAAAGAGAGCAGGGAACUGGGAUCUGCUCGCUCUCACCAAAGCAGGUUGCUGUUUACUGCCAUUUUUUCUCCAGAUGCCGGAUUGAUCUGACGUGUCAAUGGGUUAUCUGUUGUGCUGAGCUAUAUAUGGAAACAAGUGAAAUAAGCUUCAACUCACAUUAUAUAUAAUACAUGUAUCAACAACAAUGGCGUGACAGUUCCAGAGUUGAAGAUCAUGAUGGAUUCUCUUGCCAGUCCAUGUAGACCACCCUCCCAGCCCAUCAUCAUGGAAUCCCCAGAGUCUCCUCCCCCUGUGGACCAGCAAACCCUGGGUUGUGAGCGGACAUACACCGACUCUGAUGAACUCGUCUUACCAAUGAUAGCCACAGAGUCAUUUCGUACUUGUCUCUCCAGCAACCUCACGCCACCAGAAAGUGACCUUUCUGAAUCCAAUUUUAAGAAGGGUGAAGACAGUGCAGGAGAUGCGUUUGUGAAUAGCAGCGGAGAUGCCCCUGGUGGUGAGAUUGUUGAGAUGAAUGCUGAGGACAUUGAAAUUGAUGGCUCUCCUGAGGAAGGCUUUGUUCAAACAAGUGAAUUGCAGUGUGAGCAAUCCGUGCCCAUUGAUGACUUUGAUAACCCUCAUGAGGAGGAAUUUCAAUCUGAACCUGGUCAUCUUUCUCAUGAAGCAGAGUUGUCUGUAGAGUAUUCUGCAGAAACUUCCCAGGAAGAUCCUCCACUUUGUUCAAAAGGAGAAGCCAACAUUGUCCAUAGUGAAAGCAUUGAUCCUAAUGACCACGCACAAAGUGUGAAUGCCGUUUCAUCCAAUGUGUCAUCAGCUAUGGAUAUUGAAGAGCGUGAAAGUAUCACUGAGGUCAUUGUGGAAGAAUCAGAGAAGAACACCAGAUUAACAGAUGUGAUGCAUAAAGAUGUUGAAAUGGAGAGCACUAUAUUAUCAGGCAGUCAAGUCAAUGAUUCAGACAACAUGGCACCUGCUUCCCCACUCGAAACUCAAGAAGCAGAUACUGAAAGUCGUGCUAAGCAUGAAAAUACAGAAAAUGACAUUCUUGAGCAAAUAGUAACCAUGGAUGCUCACAGCAAGAGUGAUGUCUUAACUAAUAUUUCUGGUAGUGAGAUCCCAACCAAUGAUCACUCAUCCAUAGUCAUUCCAAAUACAAAUCCUGUUGGUGACUCAUCCAAGCUUCCUUCAGGACUUUCGAUGCAGAAUGUGAUUGUUUGUGAAGAACAAAGACCAGUGAUUCAUGAGGAAGGAGACCACGCAAUUGAUUCUAGAACUGAAGAUGGUGUUGAGGAAAUGGAAACAGCACAGGAAAACCUUAGUUCUACUGUUGGAAAUAGCAUAUCAGAAAAGUCCAAUGACUCUUCAUUACAUGAUGAUUCUAACAAGGAAAUUAUACAUGAUUCUUCAAGUUUUGGACCAAAGGAUAGUGUUAUUUCAACCGAAGUUGCAAACUCUUCCACUCUAACCACCCCUAUUAGCAAGGUUAAGCAGAAAAAGAAGUUUUCUCUUGAUAAUAUGCUAGCCAGGGUCAAUUCUUCAAGUACUUGUAGUCAAAUUGCCAUGCCCCAGGAGAGUGAUCAGAGUGGUCCCACUGGUUUACAGUCCCAGUCUAGGAGAAAAAUUUUCAAACAAAAAUCACCUGCAGCCGUUACUUCUUCAUGCUUUCAAAACUCAGAUAUAGAUGACUCACAGUCAGAUGAGGACGGUGAUUUGUCUUUAAAUCAGCUUAAUAUCUCGGAAGGUACUAAUGAAGUGAAUGAUAAUAAUGAAAUGGACUCCGAAGAUGGUAUUGGAGCACCAGAAAGUGUCCUUUGCAAACCAGUCAGCAGUAUGCUGGGCAAGAGUAGCAGCCAGAGGCGGAGAAAUUCCAGCUCUCCCCGUAUCGCCCCGGCAAUUGAAAACAUGCUUGAUGAAGCUUCAGACAUUACCGAUUUCUGUGACAUUGCAAAUAAAUUCUUUGAGGGUAGGGAAGAAGAAAGGGAUGACCAACAAAAUUCUUCGGCACGAUCAUCACCAGUUGAAGUAUGUCAACAAGCUGCCUUUGAGGAUGGACAUGAAUCACCUAUAGAACUUCCGAGGCCACUCCCUGAUGUGCCGCCACAAAUGAAUGAACUGCUCCAACCUUUACCUGCCAAUUCUUCACCCUCAGCUCCUUUGCCACAGGACAGUGGCAGAGUGUACCAAAUGCAAGGGAAUCCUCCACAAUUAACCAUUGCCCCGCCACCAAGAGCCCUGCCACCGAAAGCGAUGUCAAAUAAUCUGGCAGCAGUACCACCACCAUCAGCACCACCUGUCCCAGGCAGCACCACCCUAAAGAAUGUCACGAUGCCACCAGGAACACCAGCUAGUCAGAAGACUGUUUUGAUGCUACAAGGAGGUGAUACUCUCAAGGUUGACAUGCAAGGAAAUCUCAUCCUCUUCAACAGCCAGGGCAAGCAGACUGCAUGUGUGAACAGUAGUUUAAUUAAUGGCAUUGUGUUGUCAAAGACUGUUAUCAAGGCUGCUGAGGAAGCAAACAAAAGCACCGUGCCGUCUUCACCUGUGGCUCAACCUGCACCGACCAGGCCUUCCCUGCCCAGCUCUCUAACACCACCAGCACAGCAGCAACGACCAGUUGAACGACCAUCUGGGCAGCCCCCACCACUUAUUCCUACAUCCCAACGUCCUGCACCACAUCCUGUACAAAUUUCACAAGACCGGGAGAAUCACUGGCGUAGGUCCAGUUCUGAUGAAAACUUGAGGGCAUCUGAUGCAAUGAUGCGACAAAACAGCUCUGAGGAACCAGACCAUAGCCGUUUCCUCCCCCGUGGAACUGUAAGGAGUAUGAUAGCUUCUUCCAACUGGACCCCUAAUAGUGUUGCGCCACCUGCCCCUACUAACCAAGUUGUCCAUGUACCUCAGGGUCAAUACACGUCUGUCUUGCAAAAAGCUUUAUUGCAGCAUCAGUCUUCACAGCAGCACCAAUCACCACAGCAGCAUCAAUCACCACAGCAGCACCAGUCACCUCAGCAGCCGAUGCAGCACAAGUCUAUUCUUGUUCAGCAGUUACAGCAGCAGCAGCAGCAGCAGCAACAACUUGGAAAUCGUCCACAAUAUAAUGUCCAUCAUCAUCCGAGUAGCCAUCCUCAGCAUAUCCAGCCUAAUACCCAACAGGGAACAUUCUCACAAGCACAUCACAAUCAGCAUUUUCUUCAAAAUCCAGCCCAGCAGCUUCAGCUUCAACAGGUUCCACAGCCAAUUCUCCUUGGGAAUGAAAGGCCGCAGGCUAGGGUUGUAGCUCCAGUGAGCAUUCCACCAGUUGUCAACAAUCCGCGAGCAACAGUCCCAAUCGCUCCGCGGCCAAUCAACUCAACUGAAAAUACCCUACCGACUAAAUCAUCUUCAGAUUUAUCAGAAACCAACCAAGCAGGGAAGCAUCAAAACCUGCCAAAUGUGUUGAAAUUGUUAACCUCUGAUAAAAAGGAUAAUUCUGCAAUUCCCGAAAACCAGAAUGAUAGCAGUGAAGAGGAUAGGAAUGGAAACUCUGAGGGUUCAAGUCAGAGCUCUGGAGGAAGUGGGACUUUGAAGCACUGUGAACUGUGCAACCGCCUAUUUAUAAAGGAAGAGUCAUAUGAAAAGCAUCUGCAAACCACUCCUGGACACUGGGAUCUAUGGAAAGAAUUUCACCGUAAAAAGCAACGAAUGAAGUACAUCUGUACACAAUGCAAGAAGAUAUUUGUGAAUCGAGAGGCACUCCUAUCUCACAAAGAAUACUACCACAGCCAAUCUCGGGUAGUUAUUAAAGGUGCUAAAUUCAUGGUACGUUGCCAGUUGUGCCAUCUUAAAUUCAUGGAUGACAGGCAGUUGACUGCUCACAUGGAAAAAUGCCAUGCAGAUGCCCAACUCCAGAAUGAUAAAGAUAGAACAGAGAGUGAUGGUAUGCCAAGUGUAAGUGGUAUUGGCAGCUUAGAAGAACCUGGUUGUAGCAACAAUGCUUUGACACAAAUCAAUGCUGGUAAUAGCAUUAAUUCAAACGUUGAAUUUGUACAUGCUUCAUCAUUGGACUUUGGUAGAGGAAAAGGAAGAGGACGAGGAAGAAAGAGGUCCUUGAAGAUAAGGGCAGAAUAUGGGAGCAGGAAAGCAGGAGACCAAGCUACCACAGUGAAAAAUGAGUAUGGUGGACGUAUUAAAAUUGAGUACAUCAAUGUUAAUGCAAAGAAGAGUCCAGGAAGGCCCAGGCGAAGGAGUAGUGAUGAUGUACCCACAUUCAUCAUUUACAAAGACCCCAAGGCCACAACAACUGAUCUUAUAGGAACCUAUGGCAGAUAUGAAAAUGGUACGAUACGUCCCUAUAAGUGUAAUCUCUGUCCGAAGAACUUUAACUCGACACACUGUCUACUCGAACAUAUUAAAAUACAUGUAAAGCCGUAUUCAUGUGGAGCAUGCGGUUUGAAGGCAUCACGGAAGGAUAAUGUAGCCAAGCAUAUUGAACUUGUCCAUGGAGGUCCAAAGUAUGUUCCAAAGAGGCAGCCUGUAAACACUCCUGAAAAGACAGUCAUGUCCAAACAUAGGAGGAAAAAACUCAUGAAGCGUUGGCGCAAGCGGAUGAACCGACAAGCUGCUGAAGCAAAUGCAGGGGGCAUUGACUUGAAUCAGGUAGAGAGUUUUGAAUCUAUGGACAUUGGGGAUGACACAGAGAGACUUGCAUCCACAGAACAAGUUGAAAUGGAAGGAAAUCUUAGCCCUGAAAGAGAAGAUAUCGAGACAGCUGGAGUGGAUGGUAAUGAGGAGAUGGAAUCUGCCAGUGUGCAAGGUGGAGAAGAUGGCAAAUUUGAUGAUGCUACAGAUCACGAAACUGUUCCAAUGCAAGAUCAGUUGACAGUUACAGACAUAGAAUUUGUCGAAGAUGGUGAUGAAUCUCUGGAAGAUGAUUGUACUACCAUUAUUGCAAAAGAUGAUGAGGCUUAUAAUAUGGAAAGAAACCCAGCUGAGGAUGAUGAGCACAGCACUUUGAGAUCCCAACCAGAGAGUUCAGAUGAUGUUACUGAGCAAACUGGAGAUUUGGAUAAACCAGAUGCAAAUGUGGAGGAUAAGUUGCCAGACAAUAUCCCAGACAUGUCCCUUGGCAGCAAUGACGACACAGAAACUCAGAUAGAUGAUGCCCAUGUUCUUGGGCAAAAUGAAGAAGCACAAACACCUACUGAGGAUUCAGUUACUCAGGAGAGUGAACAUAUGGAAAAUGAACAAUCUGAAGGUAAAGAAGAGGAAGAGUCACCUUCCCAUGAAUUGCAGUCAGAGUGUAUUUCAGUAGCGAGUGAUGGCUUUAUCUCUAUUGAGGAUGAGAAACCUGAAAGAAAUUCAGACCAAGAACAAGAAAAGGAUGCAACAUGUCCUGAGAGUUCAGAUGGCACAGCUUCACAAACUAAUGAUCAAGAAGGCAGAACAGAACAGGAAACUGUUGAAAAUGAUUCUGACAUACAGCUUGAAGAGCCAAAGUCUGGUAUCAAGACUGUAGGUGAUUUCUUACUGGACAUGUCUUGUGAAGAUGUCACAGACUACCAAGAUGAGAUGCAUCAGGAAAAAGAAAUACAAAAGGAAAGCGUUGAAGAAAAAGCUACAUCUGGUGAUAUCAUUGAAGUAGCAGAUGAGGAAGAUGCUUCCCAUGAUGGCAAAUUAAAGGAUGAUGCAGAAACCCAAAACUCUGAGAAGGAAGAGAAGAAUGGCAAUAAUAUGGUUAUGCCAGUGAUUGUGUCUGUAGAAUCGCUAAAAGAAAAACAGGAAGACAUGAGCAGUGAAUCACAAGAUGAUCCAAACUUUCCCACAGGUUCUCAAUAUCAUCAAUUGGAGCACAUGAAAGAGCAAGGGAAUGACUUCAGGACGCAAGGCCCUGUCGGAAAUGCACAUGUUCAAGGAUUUUCUCAUCCACAGGCUCCCCGGUUUCAGCUACAUGGCGGGCAGUAUGCACCUUCAAAUGUACCAGACUCGUCACUAAUGCCACCUGGAAUGCAAGGACAACUGGGGAUGCCUAUGCAGCAGCCAGUGUUCUACAAACCAGAUAAUUCAAUUGGUGGCAAUCCCAUGGAAAGAAAUCCUUACAUCAAUGCUAUGAAGCAGCAAAAUCCUGCUCUGCAUAUACCAAUGGGUCAUCCUCCAUACCCAGGAAUGAUGCAGCAGUCGGUUCCGCAUAAUGUGCAACCUCAGCAGCCUGUAUUCAUACAACCAGAAACAGCUAACAGAUUCCAGAUGAAUCCUAACCUGAAUCCUUUGGGUUUGUCUUCAGCAGCAGCUCAAGGUAUGCGUUUCACUGCUCCACAUGUGAACAUGCCCAGUCAUAUUGCAACAUCUCUUGCCCAACCAAACCUUGGAGCACCAGGAUCACAGCUCUCCUUGACAGCCAUGCAACAAAUUCAACAGCAGUUUGCCUUGAAGCAGCAACAGGAACAACAACUUCAACAACAGCAACAACUUCAACAACAGCAACACCUUCAAAAGCAGCAGCAACUGCAACAGCAAAAGCAGCAACAAGAACAACUUGCAAAGCAACACCAACAGUGGGCUACUCAUCAGCUGAUGAUGCGUGCUCAGUACAGUCAACAAGGACUUCAACAGGGUAUGGUGCCUAACAUGACCACCAUUCCUGGUCAGGUCAGACCAAGCCAGAUGCCACAGCAAUUUGUACAAGCAACAUCUCACCCUCAUUCAGUAAGUCCAGCUAAUCCUCAGCACACUGGACAUCAAAAUGGUAACCAUCCUCCCCACUAUCCAGGUCAGGUGUUUGAACAUAGAGAACGCAAACAGUCAGGAAGUCAAGGGCACAAUCAACAGACUGAGGCUGUUAUGAACGGCAGUAAUGGACAGAUUUCAAGGAGAUCUAGUACCUCAUCAUUGUCUACUGUACAACCUAAUGUUAUUAAACCAAAUAUGGGUCAACAAAGUGAUUCAUCAGAAUCACCAACCCUAUGUAAAGAAAGUCCAGAUAUUCUUACAGUAGUUGCACGUAGCAUGACAGACAAGUCACCGCCAAAUGCUGAAGUAAGGCCUAUCAUCACUCCAAAGUCAUCAGAGAGCAGUUCGCCUUCUGGAUCAGUUGGAACAUCCAGUGGUGAGGUAAUUGGUGGGCUUCAGUCACCACCUGCUGGAAGUAUUGCAUCAGAUCACUCUGCUUCCAGACCGCACAAAGUCAAACCCCCACGCAGUCCAAGAUCUCCAAGAACAACAAAACCAUUUCAGUACAAGUUAGAUCCAGAGCGUCCGUUUAUCUGUCACAUUUGUGGGAAAGGUUUUAAACGCAGAAACAAUCUGACUGAUCAUGUGCGAACUCACACCAGACCAUAUAAAUGUGGUGAGUGCUCCUUUGACACUAUCCGAUGGCAAUACCUGGCAGAGCACAUGAAAAAAGCUCAUGGUUUUUCAGGAGAUGCCAAAGACCUUGAGAUGCUGUUUAAAUCUUCUUCCAAGAAACUUAUUCCCACUGACCGUAUUCCAGCUGCAAGCCUGACACCAGCCAUGGGUGUUGUAAUUCCAAACCUUCCGACUGCACCAACUAUGAUAAGCAGUGACCUUUCUAGAACUACACCUGUUCAAACUUCCAUGGACUAUGACCUUGAUCUAGUUGAUUUCUUUGGAAAGGAUUCAGAAGCUGAAUCUGGAAAGGCAGAUGAGGAUGACAGUACCAAUUGCACUCCAGCUACAACAUCAGCAGCUGCAGAGGUUACUGAAGGACAUGAAAGAAAGUGUGCUGAAGAAUCAGCAAGACCAGAAAGUAAUUCAGGAAUGGAAGAAAAGGAAGGAACGGAGGGUUCUCAGGGUUCUGAGGAAGCUGCAGAAAAUUCUGUUGAAAUGGGAUCCCAAAUUGCAGAAGAGGCACCAGAGCCAGCUCCUGAACCAGCUCCUGAACCUGAUAACAUUGGUUUAGUAACUGUUCAGCCAAUUGCCCCUGAAGAGUCCUCAUUUUCCCAGGGCAGUGAAGAGUAUGAGUUGUCUCAGGAGGAGCCAGAAGAGGACAUCCAUUACCAAGAUGAUUAUGAAGAUGAGGACUAUUCUCCAGUGCCUCGAAAGAAAUCCAAGUUUGGUCGCAAAAAGCGUUUCCACAAGCGAUGGGGGGCAGCAAAGAACGUUAUUGCUAAAUACAAAGGCAGGGGUCGAGGAAGACCAAGGAAAUAUCACUUUCAACAGGUCAAAGAGACUGUAAUUAUAACACCACCUACUACAGAUACUGUGGGGGAAGACCUUGUAGGUGAUACUAAUAACAGUAUUGGUUCUGUCAUCACUCCGUCAGGCUCUAUUAGUCAAGAAUCACUUCCAGUUAAGCCAGAAGAUGUGUCUUUGCCAUCAUCUGGAGACCUUGAUUCUUUGGAAAUGGUCACCUCAGAGUCCACCCCUAUGACUCCUGCCCCUAAUGGAUCCUUUCAUAGUGAGCUAUCAGAAGAUGAUAUACUCUACACACCUAGCGGACGGCCUAAACGCCGCACAGGCAAUUACAACCCUGGUCAAGUUGAACAAAAGAACAAUAAUGAGUUGGGCCAGGAACCAGUCAAGACUGAGCCACCACUCCCACAACCACAGGAGCAGCUUGCUCAGGUAGUCAGUGUUGUUCCUGUCAAGAGGGGAAGGGGUCGCCCACCAAAGCAUGCAAAGAAAGGAGAACUUGUCAUGCGCAUCCGCAUGAAAUCUGGAUCAGAAGAGGAGUCUCAAACUCAACCAGCUCAACCUGAGGUUCUCAAUGAAAGUGAGAAUGUUAAAGUUGACGGAAGGAAAAGGAAACGGAAUUCUGAUCACUCGUCGAACGUUCUCCUCAAUCCAAAAGGAGGCAUUCAGUUGUCUGAAUAUUUUAAGAUCACCAAGGAUCCUGCCCGCCCAUUCUGUUGUACCAUUGAUGAUUGCUCAAAGAACUUUAAGAGCAAGCAGCACAUGAGGGAACAUCUCUUUACCCACCUCAAGCCGUAUAGGUGUGACCACUGUGGCCAAGGGUUUGCCCGUACUGAUUACCUAGCCUUCCACAUGAAAGAAGAUCAUGGUGUAUAUCCAACCAAAGAGGAACUAUUUGCAAAGAGGAAAUUUGCCAAUGCCAGAGCAACUUCCUCUAGAUAUCGUGCCAACUGUAAAGACAAAAAGAGGCAGAUGCUACAUGAGAAUGUAAUGUUUGGUCAUUGAAAUGGCAUGCAUUUUAGAGUCUCAUUUUUGAAAUUCAAACGAAAACAAUAUAUUUUAGACCAAUUAGUAUUGGUCUUCAAAUUAUUUUUCACAAACUUUUUGAAAAGACAUGUGAUCAACAUAGGGACAAUUUGUUAAUGGAAGAUCUAAAUCGUGGUGAUUAUAUAAUCGUAUAGUAUACAUUAAAAAACCUUCAGCUAUCAGAUCUUUCUUGCAUUAUUUGAAGUUAUACUCCUUAAUUUGUUAAAGUUCUCAACUUCUGAGAGGUCAGAGGUUCAAUUAAAUUCUAUUCAGAUGAAAUUCAAUGAUAGCAUCUUAGUCUUUUCUAAGAAGCCAUUAGUACCGGGUAGCAUAGAGUUUUUAAAACAUACAACAAAUCAAAUUAUUUUCUGUGGGAAAUUUGCAUGUCUCCAAAUUCCAUAUUUUGCCAGCCUAAUGGCUCAAAAAAAAAUCUUCAUUUAAAAGCAACUCAAUUGUCUAUUGUCCUAUGAGAAACAAAAUUAGGGAAUCCAUUUUAAAGAUUGAAUGAAUGUAGAUUAGAGGAGGGUGUGGUUUCAUAAAACUGAGUUAUGUAUGACUUUACACGUGAUUGGUGACCCUAUUUUGUGUUAGAUCAGAUUUUCAUUAAUUUAAUAUCCCAUCGUAGGUGAUUGAAAUUUUUGUUAACAAGGAUUUGAAUUCGAAGUUCGUCAUAUGUCAAGAUUUUAUGAGGAGAAUUUUAGAAAGUUCCUUUCCUGUCGGGUUAAACCAGAAAAUAUGGGG
Messenger RNA from Lytechinus variegatus (green sea urchin), 10205 nucleotides. RefSeq lists its product as uncharacterized. The coding region runs from base 528 to 9443 and encodes 2971 amino acids. Lineage: Eukaryota; Metazoa; Echinodermata; Echinoidea; Temnopleuroida; Toxopneustidae. The transcript is spliced from 4 exons. Gene Ontology annotation, molecular function: DNA binding. The record is from RefSeq and is a predicted model, not a curated record.